Messenger RNA from Galeopterus variegatus (Sunda flying lemur), 4270 nucleotides. Its product is annotated as collagen alpha-5(IV) chain. Lineage: Eukaryota; Metazoa; Chordata; Mammalia; Dermoptera; Cynocephalidae. The record is from RefSeq and is a predicted model, not a curated record. The transcript has 28 exons. Gene Ontology annotation, molecular function: extracellular matrix structural constituent. The annotation marks the transcript as partial. Gene Ontology annotation, cellular component: collagen trimer.
GUCCUAAAGGUGAUCCAGGUCAGACCAUAACACAGCCAGGGAAGCCUGGCCUGCCUGGUAACCCAGGCAGAGAUGGUGAAGUAGGUCUUCCAGGUGACCCUGGACUCCCAGGCCAACCAGGCUUGCCAGGAAUACCUGGUAGUAAAGGAGAACCAGGAAUCCCUGGAAUUGGGCUUCCUGGACCACCUGGUCCCAAAGGUUUUCCUGGAAUUCCAGGACCUCCGGGAGCACCGGGGACACCUGGAAGAAUUGGUCUUGAAGGCCCUCCUGGUCCACUAGGCUUUCCAGGAUCGAAGGGAGAACCAGGAUAUGCGUUACCUGGGCCACCUGGACCACCAGGACUCCCGGGUUUUAAAGGAGCACUUGGCCCAAAAGGUGAUCGUGGCUUCCCAGGACCUCCAGGUCCUCCAGGACGCACUGGCUUGGAUGGGCUACCUGGACCAAAAGGUGAUGUUGGACCAAAUGGACAACCUGGGCCAAUAGGACCUCCUGGGCUGCCAGGAAUAGGUGUUCAGGGACCACCGGGACCACCAGGCAUUCCUGGGCCAAUAGGCCAACCUGGCUUACAUGGAGUACCAGGAGAGAAGGGGGAUCCAGGACCUCCUGGGUUUGAUGUUCCAGGACCCCCUGGUGAGAGAGGCAAUCCAGGGAUCCCUGGAUCACCUGGUCCUAUGGGACCUCAAGGAUCACCAGGGCUUCCGGGAAAAGCAGGUGCCUCUGGAUUUCCAGGUGCCAAGGGUGAAAUGGGUAUGAUGGGACCUCCAGGCCCACCAGGACCAUUGGGAAUUCCUGGCAGAAGUGGAGUUCCUGGUCUUAAAGGUGAUGAUGGCAUGCAGGGUCAGCCAGGACUUCCUGGCCCUGCAGGAGACAAAGGUGAUAAAGGAGAGCCUGGCCUUCCAGGCCCUCCUGGACCAAUAGAUCCAGAUCUGCUGGCCUCUAAAGGAGAAAAGGGGGAACCUGGCUUACCAGGUAUUCCUGGAGUUCCAGGGCCAAAAGGCUACCAGGGUUUGCCUGGAGAACCAGGACAACCUGGACUCAGUGGGCAACCUGGAUUACCAGGACCAUCAGGUCCCAAGGGUAACCCUGGUCUCCCUGGUCAGCCAGGACUUAUUGGACCUCCUGGACUUAAAGGAAACAUAGGUGAUAUGGGUUUUCCAGGCCCUCAGGGUGUAAAAGGGCUCCCUGGACCUCCUGGAGUUCCUGGACAACCUGGCUCCCCAGGAGUACCUGGACAGAAAGGAGGCAAAGGUGAUCCUGGUGUUUCAGUCAUUGGUCUUCCAGGCCUUCCUGGCCCAAAGGGUGAACCUGGUCUUCCUGGAUACCCAGGGAACCCUGGUAUCAAAGGUUCUGUGGGAGAUACUGGUUUGCCUGGUUUACCAGGGACCCCUGGAACAAAAGGACAACCAGGCCUUCCUGGAUUCCCAGGAACUCCAGGUAUUCCUGGACCGAAAGGUAUUAAUGGUCCCCCUGGGAACCCUGGCCUUCCAGGAGAACCUGGUCCUAUAGGUGGUGGAGGUCGUCCUGGGCCACUGGGGCCUCCAGGUGAAAAAGGCAAACCAGGUCAAGAUGGCAUUCCUGGACCAGCUGGACAGAAGGGUGAACCAGGUCAGCCAGGCUUUGGAAUCCCAGGACCCCCUGGACUGCCAGGACUUUCUGGUCAAAAGGGUGAUGAAGGAUUACCUGGCAUUCCAGGAAACCCUGGCCUUCCAGGUCCAAAGGGUGAACCAGGCUUCCAAGGUUUCCCUGGUGUACAGGGUCCCCCAGGCCCUCCUGGUUCUCCGGGUCCAGCUCUGGAAGGCCCUAAAGGCAACACUGGGCCCCAAGGUCCUCCUGGGAGACCAGGUCCUACAGGUUUACAAGGUCUACCAGGUCCAGAAGGUCCCCGGGGUCUCCCUGGAAAUGGAGGUAUUAAAGGAGAGAGGGGAAACCCAGGCCAACCUGGGCAACCUGGCUUGCCUGGUUUGAAAGGAGAUCAAGGACCACCAGGACUCCCGGGGAAUCCUGGCCGACCAGGUCUCAAUGGAAUGAAAGGGGAUCCUGGUCUCCCUGGUGUUCCAGGAUUUCCAGGCAUGAAAGGACCCAGUGGAGUACCUGGUUCAACUGGCCCUGAGGGGGAACCAGGACUUAUUGGCCCCCCAGGUCCUCCUGGGUUACCUGGUCCUUCAGGACAGAGUAUUAUAAUCAAAGGAGAUGCUGGUCCUCCAGGGAUUCCCGGCCAGCCUGGGUUAAAGGGUCCACCAGGACUACCAGGACCUCAAGGUUUACCAGGUCCAAUUGGCCCUCCAGGAGAUCCUGGACGCAAUGGACUCCCUGGCUUUGAUGGUGCAGGAGGGCGCAAGGGAGACCCAGGUCUUCCAGGCCAGCCAGGUAUCCGUGGUUUGGAUGGUCCCCCUGGGCCAGAUGGACUGCAGGGUCCCCCAGGUCCCCCUGGAGCCUCCUCUAUUGCCCAUGGAUUCCUCAUCACACGCCACAGCCAGACAACAGAUGCACCACAAUGCCCGCAGGGAACAGUUCAGAUCUAUGAAGGCUUUUCUCUCCUGUAUGUACAAGGAAAUAAAAGAGCCCACGGUCAAGAUUUGGGGACGGCUGGCAGCUGCCUUCGUCGCUUCAGUACCAUGCCUUUCAUGUUCUGCAACAUCAAUAAUGUUUGCAACUUUGCUUCAAGAAAUGACUAUUCUUACUGGCUCUCCACCCCAGAGCCCAUGCCAAUGAACAUGGAACCCCUGAAGGGCCAAAGCAUCCAGCCAUUCAUUAGCCGAUGUGCAGUUUGUGAAGCCCCAGCUGUGGUGAUUGCAGUUCACAGUCAGACCAUCCAGAUUCCCCGUUGUCCUCAGGGAUGGGAUUCUCUGUGGAUUGGUUAUUCCUUCAUGAUGCAUACAAGUGCAGGGGCAGAAGGCUCAGGUCAAGCACUGGCCUCGCCUGGUUCCUGCUUGGAAGAAUUUCGUUCAGCUCCCUUCAUUGAAUGUCAUGGGCGGGGUACCUGUAACUACUAUGCCAACUCCUACAGCUUUUGGCUGGCAACUGUAGAUGUGUCAGACAUGUUCAGUAAACCUCAGUCAGAAACGCUGAAAGCAGGAGAUUUGAGGACACGUAUUAGCCGAUGUCAAGUGUGCAUGAAGAGGACAUAACAUUUUGAAGAACUCCUCGUGUGUUUUUAAAUGUGAUAAAUAUAUGAAAUUUCCAGGAUGAAAUGUCUUUUCCCCAACUUUACCACUGCUACCACCAAUGGUGCUACUAUAUAUGACCAAGAGAACAUUCUGACUAGUAACCAUGAAGAUUUAGAUGUACCUCAGCAAUGUGCUGGAGCAAGGUCUCUGUUAUUUUUCUGUGAAAGAAAUACGGGAAUGAAUUUAUUUUGGGGGUCCAGAAUGACUUUCUCUAAGGAUUAUAAGAUGAAGACUUUAUAUUUUGCCCAGUUACUAAAAUGGCACAUUAAAAAUUCAAUUAAGAGAAGAAUCACACUGAGUAAAAUAAAGGACUGCAGUUUGGAGGAAGAAUUAUUUUUCAUGGUGCUACUAAUCCUACUGUAUCCCAGGUUUUUAAUAUGAAAGUAUUAAACUUAUUUUGCUCUGUAAGUAAAGAAUGUGUAUAUUGUGUAAACAGCCUUUUAGCUCAAAAUGUGGAGUCAUUUAGAUGUGAUCUGGCAUGACUCACUCUUUACAGCAAAUGUAGAAAAGCCUAGAAUACCGAGAGCAAGAUUUUAUAUCCAUGUUUAUCAAAGUGAGAGAAUUUAUUCUCUUGCAUCAAGUUACUACUGAGAGUAAAUCUAUUUUGAGUUUAUCCCCUGAGUUCUUGACUUUAAAAAAAAAUAGAUCAUUUUUAGUCACUUUAAUCAUAAUUUUAAACAUUCAUGAUAAAUACCAACUUAUAAUAUCUAAUGGGGCAAUUUCUCUUUUACUAUAAUCUCCAAAACAUUCUUAAGACCAGAUGCCCCCUGUUUUGAUGUUUCUUACAUCUUGUUUUUGCUCAUCCCUGAUUGGUAAAAGUUCUCCCCAACAAUUUUGAGAAACAAAAAUAUAUACAAAAAACAACAAUUUGUUUCCCUGUGCAUGUUAUAUAAGAAUUAUUCUCCUGUGGUCUCUGCUAGUACAAGGACUGGGAAGACAACACUUGGUUAAUCUUCUCUCUUCAAUUACAAAAAGCCAGUUGAUAUUUCUUAUUCUUUUUAUUAUAAAUAAUCAUAGGAUACCUUAUUUCUCUAGCUGUCAUCUUCUCACAAUGUUUUUUAACCCACCAAUAUCAAUUUAAUUAAAGGUAUAUGUUGUAAGGA